AUGUCUCGGCAAUCCACCUUCACCUUCCACUCCGGCAGCCGCAGGGGCUUCAGCGCGGCCUCGGCCACCACCCCAACCGCUGGCCGCCCCCGCUUUAGCUCUGUCUCUGUGGCCCGCUCCUCAGGAAACAGUGGGGGACUGAGCAGGAUCAGCGGUGCCGGUGGGGGCUUUGGGAGCCGCAGCCUCUACAACCUGGGGGGCACCAGGCGGCUCUCUGCUGGUGGAUGCGCUGGCAGUGCCUUCCGGGGUUGCUUUGGUGCCAGGGCUAAUGGCUUUGGGGGCAGCAGUGGCUUUGGUUAUGGGGGAGGCAUUGGAGGGAGCUUCAGUGGCCCUGGCUUCCCCGUCUACCCCCCUGGAGGCAUUCAAGAGGUCACCGUCAACCAGAGCCUCUUGGCUCCCCUAAACCUACAAAUCGACCCCAGCAUCCAGCGGGUACGGAAAGAGGAGAGGGAACAGAUCAAGACCCUCAACAACAAGUUCGCCUCCUUCAUCGACAAGGUGCGCUUCCUGGAGCAGCAGAACAAGGUCCUGGAGACCAAGUGGGAGCUGCUGCAGGAGCAGGGCUCUAGGACCGUCAGACAGAACCUGGAGCCCUUCUUCGACGCAUACAUCAGUGACCUCCGCCGGCAGCUGGACGGCGUCACUGCUGAGCGAGGCAGGCUGGACGCUGAACUGAGGAACAUGCAGGAGGUUGUAGAAGACUUCAAAGUCAGGUACGAAGAUGAAAUUAACAGGCGUGCAGCUGCGGAGAAUGAGUUUGUGGGCCUGAAGAAGGACGUGGACGGCGCCUACAUGAACAAGGUGGAGCUGGAGGCCAAGGUGGACGCCCUGACUGACCAGAUCAACUUCUGCCGGAUGAUCUAUGAGGCGGAGCUGUCCCAGCUGCAGACCCAGGUGAGCGACACCUCUGUGGUCCUCUCCAUGGACAACAACCGCAGCCUGGACCUGGACAGCAUCAUUGCCGAGGUCAAGGCGCAGUACGAGGAUAUCGCCAACCGCAGCCGGGCAGAGGCUGAAUCCUGGUACCAGACCAAGUAUGAGGAGCUGCAGGUGACGGCAGGCCGGCACGGGGACGACCUCCGCAACACCAAGCAGGAGAUCUCGGAGAUGAACCGGGUGAUCCAGCGGCUGAGGUCUGAGAUCGAUGCCGUCAAGAAGCAGUGCGCCAGCCUGCAAACCGCUAUCUCUGACGCUGAGCAGCGCGGGGAGAUGGCCCUCAAGGAUGCUCGGGCCAAGCUGGUGGACCUUGAAGAUGCCCUGCAGAAGGCCAAGCAGGACCUGGCCCGGCUGCUGCGCGAGUACCAGGAGCUCAUGAACGUCAAGCUGGCCCUGGACGUGGAGAUCGCCACCUACAGGAAGCUGCUGGAGGGCGAGGAGUGCAGGCUGAGCGGAGAGGGAGUUUCCCCAGUGAACAUCUGUGAGUACGGCCCCUGUGGGCCUGGUGAGAGCUGGUCAGCUGUGGUCACUUCUACCGUUUCCAGUGGCUAUGGCGGUGGCAGCAGCAUUGGAGGUGGAAGCCUGGGUCUUGGUGGGAACAGUGGCUACUCCUUCACCACCAGUGGUGGGCACAGCCUGGGCACUGGCCUGGGAGGCUCCGGCUUCACCACCACUAGCAGCCGGGGCCCAGCGGGCAGCGGCUCCAGCAUCAAGUUUGUUUCCACCACGUCAUCCAGCAGGAGGAACUACAGGCAUUGA
Molecule: messenger RNA, 1695 nt
Organism: Psammomys obesus (fat sand rat)
Lineage: Eukaryota; Metazoa; Chordata; Mammalia; Rodentia; Muridae
Product: keratin, type II cytoskeletal 75
Exons: 10
Coding region: 1-1695 (564 amino acids)
Biological process (GO): keratinization; intermediate filament organization
Cellular component (GO): keratin filament
Molecular function (GO): structural constituent of skin epidermis
Source: RefSeq, a predicted model, not a curated record